Molecule: messenger RNA, 768 nt
Organism: Phaeodactylum tricornutum CCAP 1055/1
Lineage: Eukaryota; Bacillariophyta; Bacillariophyceae; Surirellales; Neidiaceae
Exons: 1
Coding region: 40-609 (189 amino acids)
Source: RefSeq, a predicted model, not a curated record
UCUAUUUCCAAGCCCCUUUGACCUCAAAUCCAUACAACCAUGACCAUGGCAGCCCCCUCUCGCUCGUUUCUCUCAAACGCCAGGUUCAUGGUGGAUAUGCCGGCCGCUAUCAGCGCCUUGUCGACUGUUGUGGACUCGACGUCUCUCGGAUUUGGCUACAAACCCCGAGAGUUCGACGUGGUCUGCGGCCGGGGAAAAGGUAGCUAUAACCGACCUGGUAAUCUUCAUAUGCGUCGUAUCGUGCGGACAUACAUUGACGAAUACCUUGCGGCCAAGAGCAAACUCGAUAAAAGCAUCGUGUUAAAUAAGGUUUUGGAAGAAGUGCGCUCACAAGGUGAUGGCUCUGCGAUGCUUGUCAAGCAAAACAAGGAUGGUUCUUGGAUGGAGAUCGGGGAUGAUCAGGCACGCGAAAAAAUUGGGCACGCUAUUCGAGAAGCCAUCAGUGCGAGAGAGCCUUCUCAUCAAAAGGUUCAUCAGCGGCCCAUUUUCAAAGCGAAGCAAGAGGACUUAUUGUCUGUUCAACAAGAUAUGUUCAAUCAGAUGAGAAGGAACAACACUGAGAAGAAUGCUCAGGCCAUGAAGCAGCCACCAAACCCCUGGUCGGCCUAACUGUAAACUUUUUCACAUGAACAAAACCAGUCAUUGUCUUUCUUGGAUUAAAUCGUGUUGACAUGACAUGUUUUAUCGUAAACCUGCACAAGAUACUUGGACCUUUUAUUUGCAAAAUGAAUUGGAGAAAAUUGAAUUAUAAUAGUGGUUUAUCCAUGA